Molecule: messenger RNA, 2718 nt
Organism: Carica papaya (papaya)
Lineage: Eukaryota; Viridiplantae; Streptophyta; Magnoliopsida; Brassicales; Caricaceae
Source: RefSeq, a predicted model, not a curated record
GCUCUUAUCGAUUUUCUUUCAGUUUCUUGUGAUAAUCUUUCUUCUUUUGUGUCACCUAGAUCGAAAGGCAGGUUCUUGAUCUCUCUUUCAAAUUUGUUAUGAGUCCAAGAUUCUCAUGUUAUUACAGGGUUUUUGAAAAGAUAGGGUUUCGAUUUCGGAACCUAAUUCUUGGUUCUUUUCUUUAAUCGAGAGCUUUUAUUUUUCUCGUUUAUUUUAUCGCUUUCUUCUUUGGGGUGUGCCAGAAUGGUGAGGUCAGAGGGUUUGACUGCUACUCCGCCGCCGGCGAAGCAGUUGGGAGUAACGAAGCCGAUAUCGACUGCGGGUCCGACGGAGGCUGAUUUGCUGAGAAGCCGCGAUUUAGAGAAGUUUUUAGUUGAUGUUGGACUUUAUGAGAGCAAAGAAGAAUCUACUAAGAGAAAAGAGGUUUUGGGUCGAAUUGGGCAGAUUGUAAAAGACUGGGUGAAGCAGCUUACUCGACUGAGGGGGUACACAGAGCAGAUGGUGGAGGAUGCAAAUGCUAUCAUUUUUACAUUUGGUUCUUAUCGACUUGGGGUUCAUGGUCCUGGGGCUGACAUAGAUACUUUAUGCAUUGGACCAUCAUAUGUGAAUCGGGAGGAAGACUUUUUCUUUGUAUUGCAUAACAUCCUGGCAGAAAUGGAAGAAGUUACAGAACUACAACCAGUUCCCGAUGCUCACGUCCCUGUUAUGAAAUUUAAGUUUGAUGGAAUAUCCGUUGAUCUUCUUUAUGCAAGUAUCUCCCAUUUGGUGGUACCUGAAGACUUGGACAUAUCUGAUGUGACUUUGCUGUACAAUGUUGAUGAGCCAACUGUUCGAAGUCUUAACGGUUGCAGGGUUGCAGAUCAGAUUCUUAAGCUUGUUCCAAAUGUUGAGCAUUUUCGCAUGACACUUAGAUGUUUAAAGUUUUGGGCAAGACGGCGUGGUGUUUAUUCCAAUGUGACUGGAUUUCUUGGUGGUGUAAAUUGGGCCCUUCUUGUAGCUCGGGUUUGCCAGCUUUAUCCCAAUGCGGUUCCCAGUAUGCUCGUGUCAAGAUUUUUUAGGGUUUAUACACAAUGGCGUUGGCCUAAUCCUGUUAUGCUAUGUGCAAUUGAAGAGGAUGAACUUGGAUUUUCUGUCUGGGAUCCUCGUAAAAAUCCUCGUGAUAGGAAUCAUGUUAUGCCUAUCAUAACCCCAGCCUACCCAUGUAUGAAUUCUAGCUACAAUGUGUCAACGAGUACCCUUCGUGUUAUGAUGGAGCAAUUCCAAUAUGCAAACCGGAUAUGCGAGGAGAUAGAGCUGAAUAAGGUCCAGUGGAGUUCUCUGUUUGAACCGUACUUGUUCUUCGAAAGCUACAAAAAUUAUCUGCAGGUUGACAUAGUUGCCGCUGAUGGUGAUGAUUUACGUGCUUGGAAGGGCUGGGUUGAAUCGAGGUUGAGGCAGCUUACUUUGAUGAUUGAGCGUGACACAUAUGGGAAGUUGCAGUGCCAUCCUUAUCCUCAUGAAUAUGAAGAUUCAUCCAAACCAUGUGCACACUGUGCUUUCUUUAUGGGCUUGCAGAGAAAACAAGGGGAAGUGAUUCAGGAAGGCCAGCAGUUUGAUAUACGAGGGACAGUUGAUGAAUUUAGGCAUUCAAUAAAUAUGUACAUGUUUUGGAAGCCAGGGAUGGAAAUCUAUGUUUCUCAUGUUCGUAGAAAGCAGAUUCCUGCAUAUGUGUUCCCUGAUGGUUACAAACGAACUCGUCACUCGAGGCCAUCAACACUUCAGCAGUCUGAUAAACCAUCUCCUGGAGGUAGUGAUGCAUGUGGAGCAGGGUCUGGUGGAGGAUAUCUUAAGAGGAAAAAGGAUCUUGAUGAGGUAGAUAUUAAGCAGGAUAUGUCAGUGAAACGGCAAUCUAUCAGUCCUCAAAAGCAAGAUAUGUUUUCUCCUGAUGUCAUUAGUGAUAAGUUUAGUGGUUCUCCUCGGGCAUGCCUGGCAUCGGAACUACCGGGAAAGAAUGAAGUUGCUGAAGUGAAGGAAACAUGUCAGGUCAAUGUUGACCAAUUAGGUCUGUCAUCAAGUAGCUGUGAUGCUGGGCCUGGAUCCAGUGGGCAGGAGUUGAGAUGGACAGAGAUUGAUGAGAGUUCCCAGAUCAAACAAGGUAAAACAGAAGCUCGAUGUGCCUCAAGUUCCAGUGUUAUCACAUCCAUUACAAGUGAGGUUGGUUCAUGUGAGGAUAUUGGAAAUGAAUCAGGAGGUAGCAGUGAGGGGAAUAAUGGAAGUAGCAUUGAAGUGAAUAAUAACCAGGAAUCUUCUCCUGGUGACUUGUGUGAUGCAGACUCUGAACCCUUUCUGAAGAAAAAUGGGCAUAUGCACAGCGGUGGAAUAUUGCAGGAGUCAGAGAUGAAUGGUGCUCUUGGCAUGCGACUUGAAUCUGUUGAUGGAAUUGAUUGGCAGGUGUGCAGAAACCAGGGCUAAGGUUGGGCUGACCUGACAGAUGAGUGAUUGGAAAUUGGAUCAGUAGAAAUCCAACGUGGAAAAGCAUGUUGGCUCAGAAGUGAGAGACAGAAAGCCAGCAGUUCUGGUAAGUAUUGUUUCAAUUGCUGGCUUUCAUUUCUUACAUUUUUUCAGGCAUGUUAUGUGCUGCUGCAAAUGGAAAGCAAAAGGUGGAACUUGGAAGCUUUUGUAGUCUGACAAGCUUUGUACAGCUUUUUUAUAUUUGAAGUUUGCAUCUGAGAUACAGGG